UUGAGUUUGGGGCUUUCGCAAUGGAGCCCAAUCUAUGGUCCACAGGGCGCCCAAAUGCAGCUGGGAAAUUAUAGAAAGAAAAAAGAAGAAGCCUGUUCUGUUCGUCUUUCGUCUCAUUUCCGGCGAUUUCUUCUCAUCGCGACUGAAUUUCCCGACAACCAAACAGCUUUGAGAAGUGUAGCUGAUUGACUUACAAUGUUCAAAAAUACGUUUCAGUCCGGAUUCCUCUCUAUAUUAUAUAGCCUCGGGAGCAAACCCCUUCAGAUAUGGGACAAAGAAGCAGUUUCUAAUGGCCACAUCAAACGGCCCCAGGAUGAAGACAUCCAAUCAAAUGUUCUUGAAAUUGUUGGAUCAAAAAUACAGUCUACCUACAUAACAUGCCCUGCGGACCCAGCUGCUACACUGGGUAUAAAAUUGCCAUUCUUGGUUAUAAUCGUGAAGAAUCUCAAGAAAUAUUUUACUUUUGAGAUUCAAGUUCUGGAUGAUAAGAAUGUCAGGAGACGCUUCCGGGCUUCUAAUUUUCAAGCUAUCACUAGAGUUAAGCCAUAUAUCUGCACCAUGCCGCUAAGGAUGGAUGAAGGUUGGAACCAUAUCCAGCUAAAUCUGGCUGACUUUACCAGGAGGGCAUAUGGUACGAACUAUGUCGAGACAUUGCGAGUUCAGGUACAUGCAAACUGCCGCUUGAGGAGGAUAUAUUUUGCGGACCGCUUGUAUUCAGAGGAGGAGCUUCCACCAGAGUUUAAGUUGUACCUCCCUACUCAGAGAGCAUGAUAAGGUUUCUAGCAUAGCAAAGCUUACAUGCUGUUACUUCUGGAGGAGCUAAGAGUUGUAACACUACUCUCUUUACUAGAAGGCUGUCCCCACUCCAACCAAGAAGCAGAAAUGACAUCAAGUUCUUCAAGUGUUAUGUUCUAUGUUAAAUCCUUUAUGACUGAAGUUGUGGACAUAUUGUACUAUGUGAUUGCCCAAUCUGUUUGGUAAGGUAAUGAAAGCUUGAACGGGAUAAUUAGUAAUUGUAUUCAUGAGCUUGUUCCUGUUUUUUUUUUUUUUGGCUGGGAAAUGGGAUUUAGCUAGAAUUGAAUGGCUGUUGGAUGAUUUGGAAUCGUUUAACAUGUUUUCUUGACUUGUGGUGGUUUGAAUGAUUUCGUAGUAAGAACUCGGUUCGAUGGAUAA
Messenger RNA from Momordica charantia (bitter melon), 1173 nucleotides. It is a transcript of the gene BUG22, whose product is annotated as cilia/flagella-associated protein. Lineage: Eukaryota; Viridiplantae; Streptophyta; Magnoliopsida; Cucurbitales; Cucurbitaceae. The record is from RefSeq and is a predicted model, not a curated record.